Molecule: messenger RNA, 1218 nt
Organism: Penicillium atrosanguineum
Lineage: Eukaryota; Fungi; Ascomycota; Eurotiomycetes; Eurotiales; Aspergillaceae
Exons: 1
Coding region: 1-1218 (405 amino acids)
Biological process (GO): glucan catabolic process
Cellular component (GO): extracellular region; cell surface
Molecular function (GO): glucan exo-1,3-beta-glucosidase activity
Source: RefSeq, a predicted model, not a curated record
AUGCGCGCCCUCACUCUCACCACCCUCCUAGCAACCCUCCUAGCAACCCUCACAGCAGUCACCGGCUCUCCCCUCAAGUCCAAGUCCAAGUCCAAGUCCAAACCAAACUACAUAGAUUGGCACACCUUCCACGCCCGCGGCGUCAACCUAGGCGGCUGGCUCGAACAAGAAUCAACAAUCGAUGUCCCCUGGUGGAGCAAAUACUCCCACGGCGCCGCCGACGAAUGGCAUAUGUGCGAGAAACUAGGCUCAAAAUGCGCCUCCGUCUUCGAAACCCGCUACUCAACAUUCAUCACAACAUCAGACAUCGACACCCUCGCCGCUGCAGGAAUAACCAUGCUCCGCAUCCCCACUACCUACGCUGCCUGGAUCCAUGUUCCCGGCUCAGGUCUCUACCGCGGUAACCAACAAGAACACCUACACCGCAUCGCAACCUACGCUAUCGAGAAAUACGCCAUGCACAUCGUCGUCGACAUCCACUCCCUACCCGGCGGGACGAACGGUCUCGAUAUCGGCGAAGCCGUAAACCAUUGGGGAUGGUGGUGGAACGAGACGAACCUCGAAUACUCCCUCCAAGCCGUCGACGCGUUAAUCGACUUUGUGCAAACCUCCGGCCAUCCAGAGAGUUAUUCCAUCGAACCGAUCAACGAGCCAGCCGAUAACCACAACUUCUCUGACUUUGGCACACCCGCUGCACUAAGCGAGCGUGGCGCAAAAUGGCUGUUGAAAUAUAUCCACGCCGUUCUCGAGCACGUCGAACGCGUGAAUCCCAGAAUCCCCGUAAUGUUCCAGGGCAGUUUCAAGCCUGAAACGUACUGGUCUCCGCAUUUCGAGAAGAGUAAGAAUCUGGUCUUUGAUGUGCAUCAUUAUUAUUUUCAAUAUGGUAAUUCGACUUCGGAGAAUUUGCCGACUUUUAUCUGCGCCGAUGCAAAGGCGAGUAAAGGGGAUGGGAAGUUUCCUACUUUUGUGGGUGAGUGGGCUAUGGAGGCUGGGUUGAAGAAUGAGUUGGCUUUGCGCGGAAGAAAUCUCAAGGCGGGAACGUCUGCGUUUGCACAAUUCACGCAUGGGAGCUCGUAUUGGAAUGCCAAGUUUAUCAGUAAUGUUACUGUUGCGGGGAGUGUGGAUAAGGGGGAUAAGGGGGAUUAUUGGAGUUAUGAGGAGUUUAUUGAUGCGGGGUAUACGGAUGGGAUGGUCGAUGUGGUGGAUUACUGCAAGUAA